AUGAAUAGUUGAGGUUGAUAAAUAAAACAGAUAUCAAUUAUAAUUACAACUGAAGGAAAAACCGGUUCUGAAAUUAUGGAACAGUACCUAUGAGUGAGCUUAUAUUUUUAAAUUUUAGUGAACUGAAUAGGUACUAGGUAGAAAUGAAUAACACAUGGCCAAUGAGCAAAAUAAUGUGAUGUCGAAAUGGAAUGUAAUAUUGGGAUCAAUAACGGCCCUAGCUGCCGUCGUGGUAUUUCUUGUUGUAGGAAUAAAAGCCAUACAGAUCAAUUUAAACGACACUAACAGACGACUAGAAAUGGUUCAUAUCAUUAUGAGACAUGGCGAGAGAACACCUGCCAGUACGUAUCCUAACGAUCCCCAUAAAGACAAUAAUCUUUAUCCUAUAGGUUGGGGUCAGUUAACUAAUAAGGGAAAAUUGACUUUAUACGAAAUUGGUAAAUACUACAGAGAACGAUAUGGUAAAUUUGUUGGAGAUAUUUACUCUCCCGAUGAAUAUUACACUCAGUCCACUGACGUAGACAGGGCUAAAGCUAGUAUGCAGUUGGUGAACGCCGGUUUUUGGCCACCAAAAGGAGAUCAAGUUUGGGGACCAUUAAAUUGGCAACCUAUUCCUAUUCAUACCGAACCACUAGAGCAAGACAGUUUGUUGCUUGUGAGAAAACCGUGCCCUAAAUAUCACAAAGAAAAAGAGAAAGUUAAAAAAUCUAAGGAAGUACAAGAUUUGCUAAAACAAUACGAGGAACUGUUCAAGGAAUUAACUGAUAUAACAGGACAAGAAGUUCACGAUUUUGAGGAUGUUCAAGAUAUUUAUACUACACUACAAGCGGAGGAAAAAUUUGGUUUAAACUUACCCAACUGGACACAUAACUAUUAUCCAUCGAAGAUGCACUUUCCUACUGUUAGAAGUUUUGUCCUUAAAGCUUUUAACGAUGAUAUGAACAGAUUGAUUGGUGGUGUUUUACUCAAAAAACUCAUGGAAGACUGGACAACGAAAAUAGAAGGAAAAAAUAAUUUCAAAGCUUUCCUUUACGGAGGUCAUGAUCAGACUGUUGUAAACUUACUCAGUACAUUAAAAAUUUGGGAUGAACAGUUACCUGAUUAUGCAAUUACCGUAUUAUUUGAAUUAUAUAAAGAUACUAGCACUGAUGAAUAUGGAGUUGAAAUUUAUUUGAGAAAUUCCACCCAAGUACCACCUUUCAAGUUGGUAGUACCUGGUUGUACUAGCUUUUGUCCAGUACCUAAACUGAAACAACUCACAAAAAAUGUCAUUCCUGACAAUUGGGAAGAAGAAUGUCAAAUUGAUGACAAGAAUUAUGUGGUUCCUUCUUUAGGUGGGCCGUAGAAUUCAAGAAAAAACUUUUUACUUAAAUGUUAAUAGAUUUUUGUAGAUUUAAUAAAAAUAUUAAGUUUU
Molecule: messenger RNA, 1414 nt
Organism: Diorhabda carinulata
Lineage: Eukaryota; Metazoa; Arthropoda; Insecta; Coleoptera; Chrysomelidae
Product: prostatic acid phosphatase-like
Exons: 8
Coding region: 155-1345 (396 amino acids)
Biological process (GO): dephosphorylation
Molecular function (GO): phosphatase activity
Source: RefSeq, a predicted model, not a curated record